UGCUCAGUUUUCAUGGGCUUGUCCCUGAAAAUCAGAGCCUUGGAGGCAGAGCCAGCUUUCCACCAUGGCUGGUAUCAAGCCCCCACUGGACACACACUUGUACAAGAUGCCCAAAAGUUACUAUGAUGGUACACCUGCCACCUAGCUGUGCCCUAGCUAGUGUUUUGUGAAGGAAUGUAACCUCGACAUCCUGCCAGACUAGCACUGAGUACAGCAUUCCCACGCUGCAUCGGGGCGGAGAGCAGCAGGCAGUGAUGGGACACUGGCUUCUUACAGGUAUGCGGUGUUAAAAAGAAACCAACGGGUGGGCUGUAAAACAAUUGUAUUCAGCCCCACUGUGCUGCGAGUACUGUAGUAUGCCAUUCUUCUCUAGACCCGAGGUGGCCUGGUAUCCUCCUUCUCCCCAACACACAGACAGUAACUUCAGGCAGACCACACGCUGGACUUCACAGACUGUCGGCCUCGGAAAGGUCCCCUUAAUGCUUGUAGAUGCAUAAGCAAACAUAUUUUUAACAGUUAUAACCACAACUUCUGGCACAACUUCAAUCAGCCCUUGCUUUUGAUUGGCCCAUGUUGUGUUGGGAAAUUUUCCUUGAAGUAUUGAGUCACUUGGUAAAGAUGCUGUCAUUUCCUACCGUAAUCGCCUACCAAGCUUGAACUGCUAUUUCUGUUUAACUUUCCUGUGAGCCGGCUCCAUUUAAAUCAGUGGGAUUUCAGGAGAAGGCACUGUAUCCAGUAGCAUAUCCAAAGCCAGGCGAGCAGUUAAUGCAAGGAAACCAGCAAAGCAUUCAAGCAGAGAGAAGAAAAUGUCAUCUCAUGGCAAGGUUCCCCUGCUUUGGGUUCUGGUCUGGGCAGCAUGGUUGAUCACAACUCAAGCUAAAGGGCAAGAAGUUGAAAGGCCGGAAGUAGUUACCAAAUAUGGGAGACUCCGAGGAAAAGAGGUUGCUGUCAAAGGAAUUGACAGACGUACGCAGGUAUUUCUGGGGAUACCUUUUGCAAAACCGCCUGUAGGUUCUCUGAGAUUUUCCCCACCCCAGCAAGUGGAACCAUGGCACGGUGUGCGAGAUGCGACUUCUUUUCCACCAAUAUGCUUGCAAGACCAGUUGUGGCUGGAAGAAUUUGAAGAAUUUUUUAAAAUGGAACAUUUUAACUUUACAAUUUCUGAAGACUGCUUGUAUCUGAAUAUUUACAGCCCUGCCCCUUCCAAUAACAAGGCCAAGUUACCGGUUAUGAUGUGGAUUCAUGGAGGAUCUUUAUUGAUCGGUGGAGCUUGGUUGUAUGAUGGGUCAGCAUUAUCUGCCUAUGAGGAUGUGGUGGUAGUAGCCAUUCAGUAUAGGCUAGGUAUUACUGGAUUCUUCAGUACGGGUGAUGAACAUGCACGUGGCAACUGGGGUUUUUUGGAUCAAGUAGCAGCUCUACACUGGAUUCAAGAGAACAUUGAACAUUUUGGAGGAGAUCCAGGGUCUGUCACUAUAUUUGGAGAGUCUGCAGGAGGAAUCAGCGUUUCUGCUCUUGUUCUGUCUCAAUUGGCAAAAGGCCUGUUCCACAAAGCCAUCUCAGAGAGUGGAGUUGCACUCUUUCCUACCAUGUUUAGUUUGCAUCCUGAAGCAAUCGCUAAGAUGGUCGCUAACAUAUCUGGCUGUGAGACCAUGAGUUCAGCUGCAAUGGUUCACUGCCUGAGGAAGAAGCCUGAGGAAGAAAUUAUUUUAAAAUAUCAGCUGCAAAAGGAAAUCCCAUUUAUCCCUGCUGUUGUAGAUGGUGUUUUUAUUCAGAAGAACCCUGAAGACCUAAUGGCUGCAAAAGAGUUCAGUGCUGUUCCAUAUAUAAUAGGAAUAACUAACCAUGAAUACGGCUGGUUCAUUCCUUACUUAAUGGGCUUGUCUGGCCUGAAGGAGGGGCUGGAGAGAGAAACCAUAACUUCAGUAUUGGAGAAUAUGCUACCACUUUUGUCUGUGCCACCUGAAGGUGUGCCUUUGAUAGUGCACGAGUACUUGGGAGACGCCAAUGACACGACUGUUCUACGGGACCAAUUUCUGGACUUGAUGGGAGAUGCCGUAUUCUUAGUUCCAUCUAUUAAAUCCUCCAGGUAUCACAAAGAUUCUGGCUCUCCUGUCUAUUUUUAUGAAUUCCAACAUCCUCUAAGUUCAAUUGCAGACCUCAAACCAGACUUUGUAAAAGCAGAUCAUGGAGAUGAAAUUAGUUUUGUCUUUGGAACCAUGUUUAUUGCUGAUGAGAUUUCAUCUGUUUUCAGAGUCGCUACAGAGGAGGAGAAACAUCUCAGCAGAACAGUAAUGAAAUAUUGGGCUAAUUUUGCACGAAAUGGGAAUCCUAACAGUGAAGGUCUGGUGGAAUGGCCAGUGUACAAUCUGGAUGAAGAGUACCUGGAACUGAACUUGAAGCAGAAGAGAGCAAAGAAGCUGAAAGAGAACAGAGUGGAGUUUUGGACCAGAGUCUUGCCUGAAAAAAUCAAGGAAAAACUUAAGGACACGAAACAGCACUCCGAGUUGUAACUCGUUGAAUGAGGUUAAAUGUUUGCUGAGGCUGUGCUGUUUCUUCUCAGUGAUUUCACCAGUGCACACUGGAGAUCAUACCAAGAUGCUCAAAGCUGAAUGGAGCAGCAGUCUUCCUGGAGGCUUCAAGGGCCUGUACAUUCUGUUCCACUGGCUAAGAUGGAAAUGGUUGGUACCCUCAAGGUGUCCAUCCUCCUAUGCAGUACAGACCAGAAUAGGAGGAAUCAAGAGUAAGAUUUCAUUCUGAUUUGUACUCAAAUGAUGUCUAAUUUAACAUCACAUAAAUUAAAAUCUCUCCCUGCACAAA
This is a messenger RNA of Alligator mississippiensis (American alligator), 2817 nucleotides long. Its product is annotated as fatty acyl-CoA hydrolase precursor, medium chain. The transcript has 15 exons. NCBI's taxonomy places the organism in Eukaryota, Metazoa, Chordata, Crocodylia, Alligatoridae. The record is from RefSeq and is a predicted model, not a curated record. The coding region runs from base 807 to 2510 and encodes 567 amino acids.